AUGUCGAUUCAAACAAAUGUGGAUUUAGGAUUCCCGUUACGAUUAUUUUCAGUGGGUUGUGAGCCGAAACCGAAGAAAAAUAUCAAUCACCAUAGUAAAACAGAGUUUCUAGAAGAUGUAGAAAAUGCUGUUGGGGAAGAAGUGUGGGACAUUGUUCGUGCUUUUCCUCUCGGAGUUAUUAUACGGUUCGUAGAAAAUAAAUUCACUUGGUCGUCAAAGAUUGUCGAGCAUCUUCUGGUGAACCAACUUGCUUGCAAGAAAAAGCCGGAGAUGUGGUGCUUGUUUGGAAAUACACCAGCUCGGUUCUCUUUGUCGGAGUUCGAAAACAUAACUGCUUUGAACUGUGAGGAUGAUAAAAAGGAGCUUCCCCUUAAACUUUCUCGUAUGGUUUUCGACUUGCCGAAAUUUGAGAAAUAUCCAUGGGGGAGAGAGGCUUUCAAGCGGUUGAUUGCUUCAGUGAAGCGUGUAAACUUGAAUGCUAACUCAUACACACUAGAUGGAUUUGUUCAGACGCUUCAAGUAUGGGCUUACAAUGUCGUCCCAAGCCUCGGAGCAAAGAUUGGACGUCCAUCAAACAUUGACGGUCCUCCUAUUCUGAAGUUUAAAGGUCUAAAAGGAACAAAUAACAUUGAUAUCAAUCUCGUCUCAGUUGCUGAUACGGAUAACAUCAGGAAUGUUUUUAUCAAUCAUGUAACACCUACUGUUUCGGAUGAUAAAGUUGUCGACAAGAAGAUUGACGCUCUCCUACAAGCCAUAUGCAAAGAAGGAGGUCUGGGACUUGUGACUUGGGUAGAGCAUGGCACAAAAAACAUCCAAAUGGAAAAGAACACUGGAGAAGAAGUUAGAGGAGAAGCUGAAGAAGAAAACGAAAAAAAAUGAUGAUAAGGAAACAUCAAGGAAACGAAAAAUAAAAGUGAGGAUAGAUAGCACGAAGAAACUGAAAGCACCAGAGUCGAGUG
Molecule: messenger RNA, 959 nt
Organism: Brassica oleracea var. oleracea
Lineage: Eukaryota; Viridiplantae; Streptophyta; Magnoliopsida; Brassicales; Brassicaceae
Exons: 3
Coding region: 1-879 (292 amino acids)
Source: RefSeq, a predicted model, not a curated record